Haplochromis burtoni (Burton's mouthbrooder) is the source of this 3170-nucleotide messenger RNA. Its product is annotated as free fatty acid receptor 3. Gene Ontology annotation, biological process: positive regulation of calcium ion transport; G protein-coupled receptor signaling pathway; positive regulation of insulin secretion. The record is from RefSeq and is a predicted model, not a curated record. Gene Ontology annotation, molecular function: bioactive lipid receptor activity. Lineage: Eukaryota; Metazoa; Chordata; Actinopteri; Cichliformes; Cichlidae. Gene Ontology annotation, cellular component: plasma membrane. The transcript has a single exon. Bases 1509 to 2486 code for a protein of 325 amino acids.
AAGAUGUGCUCAGAUAAGAGAAAAAAUUGUAUGAAAAUAACACUAAAAAACCAAAAAACCCUCCCAUGUGAGACAAAAAAGAAGUUACUUUCUAGGACACAAUUACUGCACCAGGUGCAAAUUACACAGAAAUAGUUCUUUCUGUGAAAGAAAGGUUCAUUUUAAACACAGAUAAACUCUUUACUGGUUAGCUUUUCAGUGCUUAACUCUCCAUUUUUGCACAGCUGUGUUAAAUUUCCCAUUUCUUAAUGUAGACAUGAUCUGUGAUGCCCCUAUUUUCCCAAUAAUUGGAACCAUUUUAAACUGUUCUUUCCAGGAAAUAUCUCAGAAAAACAUCAGAGCGUAACUGAAGUAUUUUAAAUUUGUCAAGCAGUUAAUUUUGGCAACACAACUACAACACAGUGAGCAUUCGAAUAGGUAAUGGUGCUGCAUUAAUAGCAAUAACAGAAAUGGAAGCGCUACCGGAGAAAAUGACGCAAGACAGUGCAAACAGAAAUGGCCUGAAAGGAAAAACAAAAUCAGACUGGUAAAUAAAAGCUGUGCUACUGUCACGUUCAUUUAACAAUACAGGAAAAGUGUCGUCAGUUCAUUGCAAACAUUCAGAUCAAAUAUCCGAAGACUGGACGCUGUAGACGUUGGUUUUAAAGACUGGAUCAAUAGACUGAUCAAACACCUAAUAGCUGUGUUUUGAAUGGCGGCAGCUCCAUUCUUAGAAAAAAAAAAUUGAGUGAAUUUUCUGCUCCAUUUUCUUCACCAGCAGCCUCCCGCAUGACACACCCACCUCGCCUAACACACUUUCCCACAUGCGCACACAGAACACCCACAAUAAGGAAAACACCGUCCACCAUAAAACUGUUCAAAGUGCCUUCAUGUCACAAACAAAUCACCAUUUCCCAAAGCCCAACCCAUCCUCUGCUCGCACUAACCAUCGGUUUUCAGCACAUUUAUGACUUUACUGCCUGGCCCUCCAGUUCAUUUACACAGCCUUGAAUUUAAGAGGAUGGGCAUGUGCUUCCUGACAGGUUGAAUUAUUCUGAAUCAUUUCACUUAAGGGCCCAGAUGCUAACUGUCUGUUGCCCUUCACUGAGAAGGCAAUUAAGGUGGCCUGGUGCCGGCUAAAUGCCCCCCAGCUUCUGCAUGGGUGAGUACGUCUUGUUAUCUGCAUCUCUGUCAUGAUGUCGUAUGAACCUCGCCCCCCUGUGUGCCCAUACACAUCCUCCCAUUUGUGGCCACCACCUCUUUUUUUUUUUUUGGCAUCACCUGUCUCUGUGCCUCAGACCUGCUUGUGCACAUGAUGGCGAGAGAAACCCGGCUCUUCUGCAGCCACUUUACCGCCUCGGAAAAGAUUCCAAACGGAGACUUUGCUGUUUUAAAGACGUUGUAGAUAAACGGAGAGGACAAAAGGUCAGCAGUGUGCAUAUUUCCAGGCAGGACUUUUCUUCGACCUUCAAACUAUGUCAUGGUAAACUGGAGGCGGUGCUACCAGUUUAGUGAACUCAUCUGAAGAGAUGCAGCUGGCUGUCAAGGACUGCAUUGCUCUCAUCAUCUACAUCUUGACCUUUCUGCUCGGCCUUCCUGCCAACCUGCUCGUCUUCUUUGUGUACAUGCGCAAGGCUCGUAAACAUGGUGCCACACCCAACGUGGUCUACGCCCUCAACUUGUGUCUGGCCAACUUGGGGCUGUUAGUCUGGCUGCCUGUCAAGACUCUGGAGACUUUGCUUCAGGACUGGAGGCUGCCUGCUCCCGUGUGUCUUGUCUACAACUUCUUCCUCUUCUCGUCCCUGUAUGGCAGCUGUCUGUUCAUCACUGCUGUAACAGCGGGUCGUUACUUCAGCAUAGCAUUCCCGAUUGUCUACAAGAGAUGGCGCUGUGCUCGUAACUCCUGCAUCAUCAGCGCUGUCUUGUGGCUGUUGGUGGUGCUACACCUCAGCCCUGGCGUGAUGGUCGAAGAAGGGGGUUUUUUUGUUUCCACAGGUAAUAACUCCUCAGUUUGCUAUGAAGUUUUUAGUGCGUCCCAGCUGGCCGUGCUGCUGCCACUCCGCCUGGAGAUGGCCAUCACCCUGUUUCUUUUGCCUCUGAUUGUGUCAACUUUUUGCACGAUGCGCUGCGUCACGCUGGUGUGGCGCUCGAAAUUGUCCCCCAUGGGAAAAAGAAGAGUGCUGGCUGUUGCGCUGUCCACGCUCGCUGUGUUUGUGGUUUGCUACGCACCCUACAACGCCUCACAUGUCGUGGGGUUUGUGAUGGGGGAGAACGUGAAGUGGAGGACGUACGCUAUGCUGACGAGCACCUGUAACGUAUUCCUGGACCCUGUGGUCAUGCUGAUGCUAUCUCCAGUCAUGUCAAGAGGCAUCUUGGGAAGAAUCUGUGGACGGCAAAGCCAGUUCAGCCACAAGGGGGGUUCUCGGUACCGGUGUAAAGCCAUCAGUGAAGCUUCAAAAGUUAGACCACCAACUGUCCCAUCUGAGGGGAGCAAACCUGGGGCUUAGAUGACCUGAGAGUGUCACAAGGAGACUGUGCAACAAAUUCAAAAGAAGAAAUGGUGCAAAAACAUUUAGUCUGAUAUGACCACUCUUCAUGUACCAGUAACCUCUGCAAACAGACCCAGUAAACCUCCUCCACACUGACUGUCCAGCUACAUGAAGUCUGUUAAUUCAGAGCUGACUGGCUUCUUCAAAGCUUUGUGUCAUCAGGCGUUAACGACCUGUUUAGACCAAAUGUUUCUAAAGAAAAGAGAUGAUGUAAAAGCCUAUUUUGCAGACUGAAUACAGCUGUAAGGUACUGCUGUGUCACAUGUAAUGUUUUGCUGAUUCUUGUAACAUCCUGGUUUUGGAUUAAAAUGAUGUAUGGAUAGUAUGUGAAAUCAUUGUUUUUGACCAGGCACACUGUGUAUGUUUAAACAUUUUAUUUCAGAUUUCAUGAGGAAUGUUUAUCGGCUGAUUUUAAAUGGCUCCAUCUGGUGUCUCAAGCUGUAAAAGCUCACUUUAAAAUCUGUCAUGUUUUGGAAAGUGUUCAGUAUUAUAAGACAUUUCUCACAGGUGAAGCUAAUCACAACACAGCUGCCUUGAUUUUCAGUGGCAGAAUUAUCAGCACGGCAACAUGAAACAAAUCUUUAAUGUUAUUAGUUACACCUGUGUGUGUGUACAUGUUUAGAUAUCUUUUUGAGGACAGAA